UAUUGUGUCUGGUUUCAUCCAUCAGAUGUCUGUGAUCUCACACUGGACCCAAACACAGUAGACAGACGCCUCUCUCUGUCUGAGGGGAACAGAAAGGUGACAUGGAGGAGAAAGAAGCAGCCGUAUCCUGAUCACCCAGAGAGAUUUGAGGACUGUGGACAGGUGCUGUGUAGAGAGGGUCUGACUGGGCGCUGUUACUGGGAGGUAGAGUGGAGUGGGAGAAGGGUUGAUAUAGGAGUGACAUAUAAAGGAAUCAGCAGGAGAGGAAGGGUUAAUGACUGUUGUCUUGGACACAAUGACAAGUCCUGGAGUCUGUACUGCUCUGACAACAGUUACAUUGCCUGUCACAAUAAUAAUCGGACUCUCAUAGACGUCCCCUCCUCCAGCUCCCACAGAGUAGGAGUGUAUCUGGACUGGCCAGCCGGCACUCUGUCCUUCUAUAGAGCCUCCUCUGACACACUGACCCACCUGAUCACAUUCACCUCCACAUUCACCGAGCCCCUCUAUCCAGGGUUUAGGGUUUGGGGUGAUGGCGACUCAGUGUCUCUUUGUCAGUGAUACACAC
Oncorhynchus nerka (sockeye salmon) is the source of this 565-nucleotide messenger RNA. RefSeq names its product stonustoxin subunit beta-like. The annotation marks the transcript as partial. The transcript has a single exon. Lineage: Eukaryota; Metazoa; Chordata; Actinopteri; Salmoniformes; Salmonidae. Gene Ontology annotation, molecular function: protein binding. The record is from RefSeq and is a predicted model, not a curated record.